AUGAGGUCAGGGCACAUCUUCUACUCACUCUGGGCGGCGGCGCCUCUCGCCAUGGCGACACCAGUCCUACCUCACCUCGUUCUGUCAAAGACCCUAGAGACAGUCUCAGACCCGUCAUCGGGACCGACUGGGUACCAGCCGCCGGCGACUAUCACGACCGCAGGGGCGAAGGGGUCGAAGACGGAGAUCCUCCGGCCUCUCGACCGACAAGCAGUCAUCGACGACGACGACGACAUGCCGCGGCAGCCAGCCUUCGACAACCGGCCAUUAUCAGCGUCGGCAUCCGACCUCUCACGGCUUGCCUCGGAGGUGCUCUCGUCGGCCGGACCGUUGACGUCGGACCUCCUGGAGGCACUGGCGAGGCUGCAGUCUGCACAGGAGUCAUUACCAGAGGAGGCUGAGGCCGAGGCUGAGGCAGAGUCAGACACAAAGACACAGUCGGACUCGCACCCAGAGCCCUCGCCGCGAAGGAAAAUGUCGGUCGGCUCAUUAGUAAGGCUCGCAUCGAACCAGGGCGGAGGCGUGCUACGCAUCAAGCAGCAUACCGAGACACACUCACGAGACUCUGCUGCGGCCCUGGGGGGUGCGCGCCAGUCCCGCCCGUGUGGGGCUCACCACGCCGACGUGCUGGUGAUCGGGAUGGUGCUGACAUUCCUGCUGGUCGUUCUUAUGAUGGAGACGGCAGAGCCCGUGUCGAGGACUGUGCGCCGGAUGCUCAAGAAGGAGGGUGCCAUCCGCCUGAAGGACGACGUCGAAACAGCUCGAGCCAUGUCGGUCCGAGCACCGGGCCUGGACAUCCCCGAGACGAUAGACGAGAAGCCGGAAGAGGAGCAUGACGAGGACGAGGACGAGGACGAGGACGAUGACGGCGGUGCUGAGCCAUGGGUGAUAUGA
Molecule: messenger RNA, 894 nt
Organism: Diaporthe citri
Lineage: Eukaryota; Fungi; Ascomycota; Sordariomycetes; Diaporthales; Diaporthaceae
Exons: 2
Coding region: 1-894 (297 amino acids)
Source: RefSeq, a predicted model, not a curated record